AUGAACCACGUGACGAUCAAGCAGUCUGAUACUAGGGCUGACCCCUUUCGAGUCUUCAUUUUUGGGGACCAGAGUAGCUGUAAUUUAUCCAAUUUGCAGCUGCUUCUUUUCAAAAAAAGCAAUGUCUACUUGGCGUCCUUUAUCGAUCAAGUCAACCUCACCUUGAGACAUGAAGUAGCUCGCCUCACGGCGGCAGAGCGCCAAUCAUUCCCUGCCUUUUCUAGUGUACAAAAUCUGGUUGCUCGAGCGCUCAAGAAGGAUACAAGCGUGGCCUUGGAGAGCACCUUGGCAACCAUCUACCACUUGUGUUGCUUCAUCAACUACUUUGGAGACGGCCAAGAGGCAUAUCCAACGGGCCCAACUACCCACGUCUCGGGGUUGUGUAUUGGGGCAUUGGCCGCAGCCGCGGUUAGCUCUUCAAAGUCGCUGGCUGAGUUGGUUCAGGCAGGUAUCGAUGCAGUCCGCGUGUCACUCAAAGUUGGCCUCUUGGUGGCUCGAACAGCAGCUUUGUUCAGUCAUCAGGAGUCCAACGGGACCUCUUCGCCCCCUUGGUCAUAUGCCGUUCCCGACUCACAGCUGCCCCUGGCACUAGCUGAAGAAGCAAUAGAGUCUUAUCAAGCCAAAACUAACAUUCCGCCUCUCUCAUUGCCGUACAUUAGCGCAAAGGGGCAGAACUCAUGGACGGCCAGCGGACCGCCAGCAAUUGUGCAGCACUUUCUGGAGACUUCGCAAUUUGAAAAGACGUUGAGGUUGACGCCGCUUGCUGUGCAUGCGCCAUAUCAUGCGCCGCACAUUUUCUCGGCCAUAGAUGUCCAGCAUAUUAUCCGCGCUGUCGGUCCGGUUAGCAGUUUCUCAAGCAAGCUCUCUUUCAUUUCUAGCUCGUCUAGCCGCAAUCUGGCAACCGGCCUCAAGUUUCAAGACCUGCUCUACCGGGCUGUUGAGGACAUUCUCAUUCUACCUCUAGACCUGCGAGAGGCAGCUGAAAACAUACGACUAGUUCUCGAAGCAACAGACAACGUGCAACAAUGCGCCUUGUUCCCCAUCUCAACCGGCGUCGGUCCAAGCCUCAAACAGUCGUUUUCGCCGGCCAUGGCAAGUCGAGUCUCCAUAGUCGACUGCAUUAUGGAACGUGUUGCAGCGGAUGCCGGUCCAAAGUCCACUUCGGGCCCGAAGCCAAGCGAGUCCAAGAUAGCCAUCAUUGGUAUGUCUGGGAGAUUCCCGGAAUCCGCAGAUGUUGAAGCGUUCUGGGACCUUCUACACCAAGGGCUCGAUGUUCAUCGACCUGUACCACCAGAUAGAUUCAACGGAGAAUUGUACUACGAUGUCACUGGCAAGCGGAAAAAUACAUGCAAGGUUAUGCACGGAUGCUGGAUCAACGACCCGGGCCUAUUUGAUGCCAAAUUCUUUAACAUUUCUCCAAAAGAAGCCGAACAGUCUGACCCUGGUCAGCGAUUGGCUCUAGCAACCGCGUAUGAGGCUCUUGAGGCGGCGGGCGUUGUUGCUGAUAGAACACCCUCAACCCAGCGAGACCGGGUUGGCGUGUUUUACGGCAUGACGAGCGAUGACUAUAGAGAAGUCAGUUGUGGCCAGAAUGUCGACACCUAUUUCAUACCAGGGGGGAAUCGAGCCUUUACACCGGGGAAAAUUAACUACUUUUUCAAAUAUUGCGGCCCAUCUGUAAGCGUUGAUACUGCGUGCUCAUCAAGUCUGGCCGCAAUUCACUUGGCUUGCAAUUCCAUCUGGAGAAAUGAAUGCGACACAGCCAUUGCUGGUGGUACAAAUGUAAUGUCGAAUCCUGACAGCUUUGUAGGGUUGGAUCGCGGAUAUUUUCUCUCACGAACAGGCAACUGUCACACUUUUGAUGACGAGGCCGAUGGCUAUUGUCGUGCAGACGCGGUUGGCACUGUUAUUUUGAAGAGGCUGGAGGAUGCCAUUGCAGAUCACGACCCUAUUCUCGGCGUCAUUUCAGGCGCUCUCACAAACCACUCUGCUGAUGCCGUUUCCAUUACGAGACCGCACUCCGGAGCUCAAGAGGAGAUUUUCUCCAAACUACUUACCGAGUCCGGCGUCCACCCUCACCAAGUCAGCUAUAUAGAGAUGCACGGCACUGGGACACAAGCCGGUGAUGCGACGGAGAUGACGUCCGUUCUGAAUUGCUUCGCUCCAUCAACGUCCACGAGGCGGCUGCCGCACGAAAGUCUUCACCUUGGCUCUACCAAAGCAAACGUCGGUCAUUCCGAAUCUGCAUCCGGAGUGUCAGCCCUGAUCAAGGUUCUGCUCAUGAUGGAAAAAAAUAUCAUUCCCCCUCACUGUGGCAUCAAGGGCAAGAUUAACCACAAGUUCCCGACUGAUUUGGACGAACGCAACGUUCACAUAGCCAAGACGGCCACCCAGUGGAACAGGCGCAAUGAGUUGAAUAAUAUUCGCCGCGCCUUUGUGAAUAACUUUUCUGCCGCGGGCGGCAACACCGCACUGCUCGUGGAAGACUAUCCACUGCUUAUCGCGGACUCAUCACAACCAGAUGGUCGGACGGCUCAUGUGGUGACCGUAUCUGCCAAAUCUAUCAAAUCUCUCAAAGGAAACUUGGAGAAUUUAAAGAAGUUUGUUCAAAAGCAAGCAUCCACCGAAGGCUUCUUACCCAAGCUGUCUUAUACGACCACAGCUCGACGGAUGCACCACCCAUUCCGUGUUGCGAUCCCAGCUGCCAAUUCCGAGCAGUUGCUAAGCGCUUUGAAUGAAGAGCUUACCCACGAUAGCUACACAUGUUGUUCUGAAUCACCCGUCGCUUUUGUCUUCAGUGGUCAAGGGUCUCAGUAUAGCGCCAUGGGCCAGCAUUUGCUGCACUUUACAAUUUUCCGCGACGAGGUCCACGCGUACGACAUAUUAGCACAACGCCACGGAUUCCCUUCAAUCAUGCCCCUCAUAGACGGAUCAGUUGAUAUCGAGGACCUUGAGCCGCUCGUCGUCCAGCUCGGCACUGUAUGUGUGCAGAUGGCACUUGCAAGCCUCUGGAUGGCACUUGGUAUGCGGCCAGCCUACGUGGUUGGCCAUAGUCUAGGACAUUACGCGGCGCUCAAGGUCGCUGGUGUCCUUACCGCAAGCGAUACCAUCUAUCUGGUUGCCACGAGGGCUCGGCUGCUGCAGAACAAAUGCAGCCGCGGUAGUCACGCGAUGCUGGCCAUCCGAAGCAGUGCCGCCGAGAUCCAAGCCCACUUGGAUGAGGGUAUUCACGACAUUGCUUGCAUCAAUGGUCCACAGGACACCGUUGUCAGUGGCUGUAUUGACGAUAUUGACCGACUGUCUCAGAAACUCAUGGACAAGGGCAUCAAAGCUACAAGAGUUAAUGUUCCAUUUGCAUUCCAUUCGGCUCAGGUUGACCCCAUAUUGGACGAGCUCGAAGCCGUAGCUUCCCAAGUCGAGUUUCAUGCCCCAAGGGUGGCCAUUGGAUGUCCCUUGCUCAGCAAGACGUUUAAGGCUGGCGAGACACCUUCACUCGAGGCCAAGCACAUAAGGCGUCACUGCAGGGAAACCGUCAACUUCUUGGACGUGCUGCGGUCGGCCAAAGACGACGGCCUCGUCUCCGAAAAGACGGCCUGGAUCGAGAUAGGCCCGCAUACAGUGUGUUCAAACCUUGUCAAGGCAAACAUCAAUCAAGAUAUUACGGCAGUCCCAUCUUUGAUGCGCAACAAAGACGGGUGGCAAGUUUUGGCUUCGAGUGUUGCAACUCUGUACCGCCAGGGGUCAUCGGUCGCCUGGGAUGAAUACCACCACGACUUUGAAGCAUGCAAACAAGUGUUGCGGCUACCGGCCUACAGCUGGGACAACAAGUUAUACUGGAUAGAUUAUGUGCACGACUGGCUGCUCACACGAGGCGACCCUCCCGUCCAAGCUGCCGCUUCGCUUCCAGCGCCUCCUUCAAGCUUCUCAACCGCCUCGGUGCACCGAAUUGUUCACGAAUCUGUUGAAAAGGGGAAGCUGACUCUGACGGCAGAGUGCGAAUUCACGAAUGAGCAGUUGCAUGAAGUGGUAUACGGCCACCUUGUCAAUGGCAAUCGCGUUUGCAGCUCGUCCUUGUAUACAGACUUUGGCGUCACCUUGGGCUCUUAUAUCCUCGAGAAAUAUCGUCCGGACCUCCAAGGCCAUGCCGUCGACGUCCAAGACAUGGUGGUCAACAAGGCUCUGGUCCACAAGGAGGGCCCGACGAUGCUCCUCAGAAUCGAUGUUGUCCUCGACACGACGGACAGCAAAGCCGCAAGCAUGUCCAUCUACAGCGUCAACUCCAAGGGAAACAAGACUGCCGACCAUGCCCAGUCCAGCCUUCACUUUGAGCAGCCCAAGGUCUGGCUCAAGAGCUGGGACAGCACGCAAUACUACGUUGAGCGGAGCAUCGAGUGGCUCAAGGAAAAGGCCGACCAAGGUCUCAACAGCCGCAUGUCUUCUGGCGUCAUAUACAAGCUCUUCUCCAGCUUGGUCGACUACAGCACCGCCUACAAGGGCAUGCAAGAGGCCAUUGUCAACACGGAAGACUUUGAGGCGACGGCGUUGGUUCGGUUCCAAGUCGACGAGGGCAAUUUUCGAUGCAACCCCAUGUGGGUGGACAGUUGCGGCCAGCUUGCUGGGUUCCUGAUGAACGGCCACGCAAAGACACCCAAAGACCAGGUGUUUAUCAAUCAUGGCUGGCAGUAUUUUAGGACAGUAAGAAAGUUCAGCAGAGACAAGACGUAUCGCACAUAUGUCAGGAUGCGGUGCGUCGAAGGGACCACGUAUGCCGGGGACGUUUAUAUUUUCGACGACGACGGCAUCGUGGGUGUUUGCGGUAGUAUCACGUUCCAAGGUAUUCCCCGGAAAGUCCUCAACACUGCGAUGCCGCCGCCAAAGUCUCAAAACGAGGCUCCAGUUCGUUCCGGUCCUGCAAAGCCUGCGGUGAAGCCGCCAAGGAGCGCAUCGUCAGAACAUUCGGGUCACUUCGCGCGCCAUGCCAACAUUGAACCCCUGAAGCUCGAUGCGGCCUUGAAGUCGGCAACUACGGCAAGAAAUCCCAUGCUGCCUGUUUUCAAGAUUGUGGCAGAGGAGAUUGGCAUUCCCUCGGCGGGUGUUGACAAUGGUCUCGUCUUUGCAGACUAUGGGGUUGACUCUCUUCUGUCUCUGUCCAUUUCUGGACGACUUCGUGAGGAACUGGAUCUGGAUGUCGAGUCGUCGGCUUUUGAAACCUGCGCAACCCUCGCCGACCUCGCCGCCCACCUUGGAAUGGACACCUUCUCGGCAGAUCAGUCCUCUGGACAGUCGAGUUCCUCUGGUGGGCUUUCUCCCAGGAGCGAUUCCAUUGGGGAGAUGACCAGCAGCGCGACUACGCCCCCAUCUAUGAGCCCGCGAGGCUCCGUGUCUGGCAGUCAGUGCAAAGACGUGUGCGCCAUUCUGGCAGAGGAGAUUGGCGUGUCCAUGGGCGAGAUUACAAAUGACACCGAUCUGGGUGCCUUGGGCAUGGAUUCACUCAUGUCGCUGGCUGUGCUCAGUCGUCUGCGCGAGGAGCUCGAGCUCGACUUGGAAGGGGACUUUUUCGUUUCUCAUCCCAACUUUAGUUCCUUCAAGCACAUGUUCCAACAGGGACAUGGGGAUGAGGCUGAACCAGAGACGUCUGCAGAGUUGAAGCAGUAUCGCGCAACAUCGACUCUCCUGCAAGGUAGCCCCAAGUCGGCGCUUUACACCUUGUUCCUACUCCCGGAUGGCUCCGGAUCCUCCUUUUCGUACGCACCCAUCAACGCGGUGCGCAAGGAUGUUUGUGUGUUUGGUCUCAAUUGCCCUUGGCUCAAGUCUGCCGAAAAGCUGGUGCAGUUUGGCCUCAAAGGUCUUGCUACCCUCUACGUCGAAGAAAUUCGACGCAGAGCGCCUCACGGCCCAUACAACCUGGGCGGAUGGUCGGCGGGAGGCAUUUGUGCGUACGAGGCGGCAAUCCAGUUUACUCGAGAAGGCGAAACCGUCGAGCGUCUGAUUCUCCUCGACUCCCCCAACCCAAUCGGCCUGGAGAAGCUGCCCGCACGGCUGUUUGAUUUCGUCAAUGGCCUGGGCCUCUUUGGCGACGGCAAGGCCCCGGACUGGCUGCUCGCGCAUUUCCUUGCCUUUAUUGACGCCCUGGAUGAGUGGAAACCGGUGCCCUGGGACAAAGCCCUCGGCGGCAGCUCGCCACCGCCCAUGACAUAUAUUCUCUGGGCUGAGGACGGUAUAUGCAAGGGUACGGAUGCCCGUCCGGAAUAUCGAGAUGAUGAUCCCCGUGAAAUGAAGUGGUUACUUGAGAAUCGAACAAACUUUGGAGGUAAUAACUGGGAUGUUUUGCUCGGUCAACAGAGCCUUUCCAUUGAACGCAUCCAGGAUGCGAACCAUUUCACCAUGUUGCGCAAGGGCAAGAACACGGAGCGUGUCGCGGCUUUUAUUCGGAGUAUAUUUGGUUAA
Messenger RNA from Metarhizium brunneum ARSEF 3297, 6447 nucleotides. It is a transcript of the gene Pks1, whose product is annotated as Polyketide synthase 1. The record is from RefSeq and is a predicted model, not a curated record. Lineage: Eukaryota; Fungi; Ascomycota; Sordariomycetes; Hypocreales; Clavicipitaceae. Gene Ontology annotation, biological process: fatty acid biosynthetic process; secondary metabolite biosynthetic process. Gene Ontology annotation, molecular function: fatty acid synthase activity; phosphopantetheine binding; 3-oxoacyl-[acyl-carrier-protein] synthase activity.